GAAGAACUUCUCUUAUGGUAAAAGGACAACAUGUUCAAUUUUGAUAUGUUUUGUCGCGAUUUCCGUCAGUUGCGGCUAUGUGAAUUAUUUUAUGAUCGAAAUAAAUAGAAAAUGUAAAUCUUCAGGCCUUGUUUAUGCGGUUAUGGCGAGUGGGUAUGCAUCGUUCACGGCAUUAUAUAACUUCAAACCUGAGCAUUUUGGCGAGAUAGAAUUAAGGGUUGGAGACAUUGUUCUCGUUAAGAGACCAUUUAACAUUGUGGACUGGAUAGAAGGGGAGAAUCAACGAACUAAACAGCGUGGACAGAUUCCUGGCAAUUAUUUGAAAGAGCUAGUAGAAUUUCCUGAAUCUCUAACUCACAAUGAACAUGGAUUACAAAAAAUUACUCGCUCAGCUCCUGUUUGCUGUGGUUAUUGUUUAGAUUACAUCUGGGGAAAACACAAGUUACUUUAUCAAUGUCUCACAUGCAGUAAAUCAUUCCACUUAUUGUGUGCUAAGGACAGUGAUAAAUGUCCGGGAAUUCAAAAAAGUAAUGAGGAUGAAAGUCCCUAUGAUACGUUAGCUAAGGGCCCAGAUGAAUGGUCUGUUGAAGAUGUUAUAUUCUGGAUGGCUGCAAGUAAUCUGUUUCAAUAUGCACACCUGUUUUUGUCGCACAAGAUCAGUGGCAGAAUAUUGUUGGCUUUAGAUGCUGGCAAGCUAGAAGGUUUAGGAAUUCAUGAUGAAUUUCACAUCAAGAUGAUUUUGACAUGUAUUGAUGGGUUAAUUGGCAAUUCUGAAACUAGGAGAGCUCGAAAAUAUCCUGGUAUGAAAAUUGGUAAAAAAGGUUCAAUUGACACCCAUUCAUUUGUAGUGCAGACAUUCACAGCAAUUACAUGGUGCCACGAAUGUGGACAGGUUUUAUUUGGUCUUGUGAGACAAGGUCUCCAGUGUACAAAAUGUGAGUUAGUUAUUCAUCGAAAGUGCACACAUUAUAGAAUUUUACGUGUUUGUAUGGAAAAACCUCCAACAGGAUCAUCGAAUCCCGUAUACAUUCCGUUACCGCAAGAUAAUGGAGUCCCAACUGUUGUUAAAAAGUGUAUUGGCGCUGUUGAAAGUAGAGGCCUCAAUAUAAGAAAUAUCUAUAAAAGGGAACCCGAAGAUUGGGGAUCGAAAUAUGCUCUAAGAGAGGCACUGUAUAAAGACGAGGAGGAUGUUGACAUGAAAGCUGAAGAAUGGAUUGAUCCUUUAUUUCCAUCAGCUGUUUUGUUGGGUUACCUUAAUGAACUUCCUGAUUCUCUCUUACCUUCCGACAUGUACGAGAAAUUUAUAGAGUUUGCAGAAUCGCCAAAUGGAAAUAAUUCUGGCGUGUUGGAUGCUUUACCGCCUGCGAAUGGAGAGAUUUUAAAUCUUAUCUUAGCUCAUUUGAAUCAGGUGAUUAUGGCAGACAACGGAAUAUCAGAAGUAGCCAUUGGAGAAAUAUUUGGUUCGUUAAUAUUGAGACCACGACAUGAAAAUCUAACAUUAAUGGCGAAACAUUUGGGUGCCCACACAAGGAUUAUCAUAAAAUUAUUGACAGCUUUAAGGAAUACAAGUAAUGAAGCUGACAGUGAGCUUGAGGAAAAUGAUGUUUUGCCAAUACCACCUGUACCACCCCGACCUCACGCUGCUAAGGGAGUUGUACAGGAGAUCGAAAAAGUCGAGUGGUACUGGGGAGAGCUUAAAGGGGAGAAAGAGAGCGAAAAAUUGGCUGGUUGUAGAGACGGGAGUUUUCUUGUGCGGAAUAGUCGGCGAAUCCAAGAUAGUUACGUCUUGAUACUGAAGAAAGAUGGAGGAAAUAGGCAGAUUCGCAUCGAACAAAAACACGGCAAAUUUGGUUUUGCCGAACCUUGUGAAUAUAACUCAGUCCCAGAACUGAUUGAAUUCUAUCGCACGCAUUCGCUCAAAGAGUAUAGUUCAGCAUUGGAUAUCAUGUUAUUGUAUCCAGUUUGUCGCGAGGAAGUAGCCUCUCUUGAAGAAGCGAUAUCUGCGCAAAAGGAGUUAAUUUCUUUCCUUGAAGAACAGGUCAAAAUACACAUUAAUUUUAGAAGAGAAGCUCCAUCUGGUGAACGAGCAAGUUUGGACGUCAAUUAUCAACUUCUCGCUGAACGACUUGGCCAACAACAAGAUGGACUGAAUACUUUGGAACACGAGUGUUUAGAGAAAUCAGAAAAACGUCGGCAGAUAGAGAAAGAAAUGAAUAGAAUAAAACCAGAUCUUUGGGAACUUCAGCAUAAAAAAGAGAAAUAUAUGCUGUUUUUAGAAGAGAAAGAUAUGAAGAGGGAAGAAGUGGAACUUUUAGCUGGAAACACGGACUUCAAGAUUUAUGAGUUCCCAAUGACUGAAGAAGAAGCGUCAGUAAAUCUUUCUCCCGAAUAUUGGCUAUUUGGCGUCUUAGACCGGGAUACAGUCAAAAGUUAUUUACACGAAACUCCAGACGGUACUUUCUUGGUCCGAGAGAGUAAAAACCGUGGAAUGAAAGCCGUGUCGAUUAUGUUCAAUAAUGCAAUCAAGCAUUUUUGUAUCGAAGAAAGUCCUGAAGGAUUUGGUUUUGCUGAGGGUUUUAACAAUCACCCAACAAUACAAAGCCUUGUCGAAUAUUACCAUCGUGUAUCCCUUCAGAUACACAACAGUGGCCUUGCAACAACCUUACGUAUGCCCGUUCGUCGUUGUAAACCAAAUAUCCCCCCCUGGAAUAAAUAUGCGCGGUAAUAGAAUAAUCACAUUAUAGUAUUUUAGCAAUACUAAAUCUUUCAUUGUUUAUACACCGAUUCAUAGGGUUUUCAUAAGUUGGUAGAAAAUAUGUUGUGGAAAUUCAUGUUUUACAUAGAUUUAAAAAAGCUAUGAUUUUAAGGCAAAUGGUCGUCAGGGAUGCUUUCCACUUGCGCGUUUUUCAUACGCACGUACGUGCAAGUCCAAAUCCUUAUAUAUGUUAUCCUUAAAACUAAGUGUAUAAAUCGAACGAAAUUAGUUUUCUACAUAUUUUAAUAUGGAUUUGUUUACCUAGAUGUUACAUAAUAAAAAUUUAGAAGCAUUUGAAUUUUUGCUUUGGUGUACGUGCGUAUAAGAAAAGCGGUUAACUGAAAAGCAGCCUUAAAAGUCAUUAUAUGCGACCUAAAUUGAUUUUGAAUCAAAAUGAAGUCCUGGCAGUAAGUUCUGGUUCUCGUGACGCAUGCGCGAAUGAAAACCAAAAUUUUAUCAGAAUGAUCAGAUCAAAGCGAUAAAGCAUUAAGUGUGCGUCAUUGUAAACCAGGCGUUGUGGACUUGUUGAACAAUAUUUGAAUCAACCGAUAGUUUAUAUAUAAAACACUAAUCAUGAUUUUAAACUUAUUUCCCAUGGUCGAAUCAUGGCAAUAGG
Dendronephthya gigantea is the source of this 3371-nucleotide messenger RNA. RefSeq names its product phosphatidylinositol 3-kinase regulatory subunit alpha-like. The transcript is spliced from 22 exons. The coding region runs from base 92 to 2725 and encodes 877 amino acids. The record is from RefSeq and is a predicted model, not a curated record. Gene Ontology annotation, cellular component: cytoplasm. Gene Ontology annotation, biological process: regulation of GTPase activity; signal transduction; cell migration. NCBI's taxonomy places the organism in Eukaryota, Metazoa, Cnidaria, Anthozoa, Malacalcyonacea, Nephtheidae. Gene Ontology annotation, molecular function: guanyl-nucleotide exchange factor activity; protein binding.